Molecule: messenger RNA, 369 nt
Organism: Vanessa tameamea
Lineage: Eukaryota; Metazoa; Arthropoda; Insecta; Lepidoptera; Nymphalidae
Product: ejaculatory bulb-specific protein 3-like
Exons: 3
Coding region: 1-369 (122 amino acids)
Source: RefSeq, a predicted model, not a curated record
AUGAGGAUGUUGAAAUUUGCGACUGUAGCAUUAUCGUUACUCGUGGUCUGUGUGAAAGGUUACGAUGAAAAAUUCGAUAAAAUCGAUAUCGAUAAAGUGUUAAAAGAUGACACCUUGUUAACCGCAUAUUUAAACUGUUUCCUCGAUAAAGGACCAUGUACUGAGGAGUAUUCAUCAGAAUACAAAGAAAUGUUACCGGAAGUAAUGUCGGACGGCUGCGCGAAAUGCACUAAAAUACAAAAAGAAAACUUUAAAAAAGUAUUGAAAGAGGUAUUUGAAAAUAAAAAAGAUGUAUUAAUGGAAAUCAAGAAAAAAUAUGACCGUAACGAUGAAUACGACGAUAACAUCAGAAAAAUAUUAUCAGAAUAA